This is a messenger RNA of Synchiropus splendidus (mandarinfish), 1505 nucleotides long. It is a transcript of the gene ino80e, whose product is annotated as INO80 complex subunit E. The transcript is spliced from 7 exons. NCBI's taxonomy places the organism in Eukaryota, Metazoa, Chordata, Actinopteri, Syngnathiformes, Callionymidae. The record is from RefSeq and is a predicted model, not a curated record. Gene Ontology annotation, biological process: chromatin remodeling. Gene Ontology annotation, cellular component: Ino80 complex; nucleus. The coding region runs from base 308 to 1012 and encodes 234 amino acids.
CACAGAAGAAGUGAAUAGUAAACAGUCUCGGACAUGGUCAUGACGAAAAUAGAUGUCACCGUUAUUUUGCACCAAAAUCAUAUUUAGUUUGUAUGCGGUUCUAUAACUCGUUUUAAAUUAGAGCUAAGUGUAUUUCCGAACUUUGCAAUCGGUUGAAUCUUAUGAUAUGAGUGAGCGUAUUGGCGUUUGCUAAUGUAGCUUAGCGUGUCGUAGCAUGUCCGUAACACUUGCGAUCGUCUGUCUAAUAUCAUGAAAACGUUCAUUUAGCCGUUGUUUUGUUAGGGCCUUUAGAGCGUGUUUUGCAAAAAUGAACGGCCAAACGGACGUCGAAGUGGACUACAAGAGGAAGUACAAAAACCUGAAGCGAAAAUUGAAAUUUCUAGUCUAUGAGCAGGAAUACUUUCAGGAGGAGCUGAGAAGGGCGCGGAGGAAACUUCUCAAAGUCUCCAGAGACAAAAGCUUUCUUCUGGAUAGGCUGCUGCAAUACGAACGGAUUGAUGAAGACUCUUCAGAUUCAGAUGCAACUGUUUCGUCCGACAGUGAAGGGGAAGGUAUCAGGGAGCGGGAAAGAGAACGGGAGGCAGCAAAGAAACGCAGGAUCAGUCCAGGAGCGUGUCUUCCAUCCUCCUCAUCCACUCACCUCUCUCUGCUGUCCAGACAAGGGGUCAACCCCCUGCAGUCGUCAGGCUCGGGACCCUACCUCCACACCAUGCCCUUCCCACCAGAAUAUUUGGCUCCCCCAGCUGAAAGAGUGAAGAAAGAGAAAAAAACAAAGACGACAAAAAACAAGAAAGACGCCACGGGGAAGGUUGUUGCACCGCUGUCAGCUAAUUACCCAUCAGCCCCUGCAGCCUCCUCAGCAGCAGGCGGGCCCUUCAGCUGGGUGCCCAGACAGAUGCUGAGCGGAGACGCUGCCGAGGAGGACGGGGACAGUGACGUGGACAGCGACAGAGAUGAAGACCGAGGGGAAGGAGACGAGGCCGAGCUUGUCAUCGAUAUCCCGAAUGAGUGAGGGGGUGUGUCCGUGCCGGUGAGAGGAGGGUCAGAGACAGCACAUUCAUUAUUUUUGCGAGAAAAUUGUAAGAGGUCAUAAUGUAAUGAAUCAUUUCCAGGCUUUCUUAAGGACUGUUCUGCCUCUGCUCUGGUCUGAUAUUUCAAUUGAGGAUACAAGUUAAAUGUGAACCAUUUUAUGGAGUCAUUUUCACACUUCUGGCUUCUUUCGAGGAGCGGUGACGCCGGGCGUGCCGUACACAAUAACAGGAAAUUCUCGCUUCUGUUCAGAAGCCCUUUUCUUUUGUAAAUCAUGUAUCCUGCCAUCUAACACAGCAGGGCAGCUCCAGGGUGUGUAUGCGUUUGAUAAGUCUGCACCGGUGUGUGGUGUGUGAAGAUAAGUUCUUUUAAACGUACCACAAGUUUGGCCUCAAUAAAGCAACCCGUUUGUUAAUACAUGGGUAAAAUGUGUACUGUUUUUUUGGGGGGGAAGAGUUGCCUGCACGGUUUAUUUU